AUGAUGCAAACUCAAAAUCGUGUUUUAAAAUCGAUGCUACUAGAACUUCUAGAAGAAUUGCGAAAAUCAUCAAUGGAGAAAGUUGCAAAUCCGUGUGCGGAAGAGGAAAGAUCAUCGGAUGCAAUGAAGAGAGAAUUGAAGAAACUCCAAAAAGAAAACAAGAAAAUAAAAGAUAAUUUAUGUAAAAAGCAGGCCAAUUUAGCAAAAUGUUUAGAUGUACUAGAAAAUAAUAAUUGUGAAAUAGAUAAGUUAUCUAAACAUAUUGAAGUCCUUUGUUCGGAAAGAGAUAAAUUUAGAGAUCAAUUGAAACGAUUACAAUGCGUUAUUAACAAAAAAGAUAAAACAAUUUCUAGUUUGAAACAAAAAGAUGUCAAUAAUAGAACUAUGAUGUUGGGAAGAGAAGAGCCUGCACAAAACGUUAAUUGCUUGAAACAACAACUAGAAACUUGUGAAAAUGAGAUGCACAAAAACGAAAAGAGCCAAAAUAAUCAAUCAAUCAAACACCAGAAUUUAGAUGCUCAAGAUUUUGAUGGAUUAGUUAGAAGGUUACAGUCUGCAGAGAAAGAUUUAGAAGCGUCUAAUUUGGAGUUAUUGGAAUAUGAAGAAGAGAAUCGCUGCUACUGUCAAAAAAUUGAUUCCCUACUAAAAACCAUAAAGUGUCUAAAAGAAGCUAAGCUGAGAUCAGAUGAAGAUAAAAAAGAGUAUUUUGAGAGAUUAAAUGAUAUGCGGAACGAAUUUCAAGAAAUGUACGAACAAAAAAACAAAACCAUAGAAGAGCUCCACAAAAAGUUACAAAUGCGUAACUAUUCGGAAGAUAAUGAGCAUAAGCGAUGUCAAAUUAUGGAAACUAAGUACAAAGAUUGUCAAUUAAAGUUCGAAUGCUUUUUCAAACAAAUCAAAUCAUUACAAAAAUUCUUAAGUGAAAUAUAUUGCAAAUUGGAUUUUUGCGAUAAAACAAUAAGAGAUUUGAAAGACAAAAACAAACUUUUGGAAAAAAAAAUUUCGAGCUUAGAAUCUAUCUUAGACACAAAAUCAAAUGGAGCGAUCCACGUGGACGUAAUAAUAAAAGAAUUACAGUGCAUCAAUACAAAGUUACAGAAACAACUGAGUAACAAAGAAAGCAUAAUAACUAGUCUUGAAGAAUGUCUAGAUAAAAGCAACGAGAUAUUGGUCAACUGCGAAAAAGAGAUGAAUUUAAUCGAACAGCGGAAUUCGAAAUUUCAAAGGGAAAUGCGUUAUAUAAAAAGUAAACUAGAAGGUGAACUGAUUCAAAAUCAGUGCCUAGCAAUAAAAUGUAACAUAUUAAAUGAAAAUCAAAAUAAUUGCUUCGGAAAUAUCUAUGAAGAUAUAGAAAAAUUCAAGUCGGAGUACAAGAAUUUGUUAGCGGAAGCUGUUUCCAAAAAGCAAGAUCUGAAACAUAUUAAAACAGAAUUAGUUGAUUGUUUUGAUAGAGCCCAGGAUUUGUCCAGAAAUAGGGAAUGCUCAAGGGUAGUUCGUCCACAAUUAACUUCAGGAAAAUCAUAUUUCCCAAGCUGUACGUGUAGUCACAUAGAUUCUGGUCAAGUGAAAAUAAUUAGGAAAGGCAAACAUAGAUCAAGAAGUACAUCACCGCAUAAAAAGUCGAAUCAAAGAUGUAGAAGCUGCCCCGAAAAAAAAGUUGAUUACAUAAAUUUACAAAGAGCACCUAGUACACCAAACAUUCAAAAAUCCAGAAGAAAAAAUACAAGUAAACCAAAAUAA
This is a messenger RNA of Diorhabda sublineata, 1740 nucleotides long. RefSeq lists its product as uncharacterized. Lineage: Eukaryota; Metazoa; Arthropoda; Insecta; Coleoptera; Chrysomelidae. Bases 1 to 1740 code for a protein of 579 amino acids. The transcript is spliced from 3 exons. The record is from RefSeq and is a predicted model, not a curated record.